This is a messenger RNA of Zymoseptoria tritici IPO323, 635 nucleotides long. Its product is annotated as 60S acidic ribosomal protein P1. Gene Ontology annotation, biological process: translational elongation; cytoplasmic translation. Bases 68 to 400 code for a protein of 110 amino acids. Gene Ontology annotation, cellular component: ribosome; cytosolic large ribosomal subunit. The record is from RefSeq and is a predicted model, not a curated record. Gene Ontology annotation, molecular function: ribonucleoprotein complex binding; protein kinase activator activity; structural constituent of ribosome. Lineage: Eukaryota; Fungi; Ascomycota; Dothideomycetes; Mycosphaerellales; Mycosphaerellaceae. The transcript has 3 exons.
CCGAGAAGAAGACCUUCACCACAAGAUUGUGUUGGCAUCUCAUCGAACACCACAAAACAACAUCACAAUGUCGACCUCCGAGCUCGCUUCCUCCUACGCGGCCCUCAUCCUCGCGGAUGACGGUGUCGAAAUCACCGCCGACAAGCUCCAAUCCCUCAUCUCCGCCGCCAAAGUCGCCGACGUCGAGCCCAUCUGGACCUCUCUCUUCGCCAAGGCCCUCGAGGGCAAGGACGUCAAGGAGCUGCUCUUGAACGUCGGAUCCGGAGGUGGUGCCGCUCCCGCCGCUGGUGGUGCCGCGCCCGCCGCUGCUGGUGGUGCCGCCGAGGCUGCGCCUGAGGCUGCUAAGGAGGAGGAGAAGGAGGAGUCCGACGAGGACAUGGGCUUCGGUCUCUUCGACUAAGCGCAUCGCUGCGUUGGGUCUUGCGAAGGAGAACAGAGUCGACGUGGCUGCAGCAUGGAGUAAAGCGAUGGUUGAAAGGUGGAUCGAUGGAUUAUGGAAGGAAUGUGCACAUGGAAGUGGUGGAACUGGUGCGCACUGUGCAGCACGGAUGUUGCAUGUUUCUCCAUGGCUAUAGCCCUGUCGUUUGCUACAAUCAAGCGCGAACCCGAGUGCUCGCUAUGUCAAAAAAACCUUC